CAGCCUGAAAGCAUGGGUGGCAAUUUAAUUUCACUACUGGGGGAGACAAGAAACAAAAAACAAUCUCAAAACGCAGAUCCUGGAAAUUUUUUUACUACUUCUAGACCAAACAAUAACUAAAUCAACAAUAGACUAGUCCUGUGCAUUGAUAUUAUUGCCUAUAGGAAGUGGUGGAAGGAAGUGUGGGAGGAAAUUGGAGCACCCCGAGGAAACCCACGCUGACAUAGGGUCUCACCACCAAGUUCAGAGUGCAAGCACAGACUGGUAAAAUCCGACCAGUGAUCUCAUAUUUGAAGGAUCCAGGAUGUGACUUCAUCCAAGGGUCACAGAAAAGAAGGACACACACAAAUCUUGGUCAAAACAGACGAAACUAACCGAGGUGCUGGAACUUCGCCUCAAACCCAAACCACACUGUGCUGACCACAGGGCCUCUGUAAUGAUGGGGGAAUGGGUCGAUGCUAUGCAUGUGUUUCUGUACGUGAAUGUUUGAAAGUGAGAGUGUGAGGUUUUGUGUGUAUAUGCAUGUGCAUGCAUGCUUUUGUGCGGCUGGGGUGUGUGUGUUUUCUCUCUCUCCCUCUCCCUCUCUCUCUCUCUCUCUCUGCAGUUUUGCAUGCCUGUCACUGACUGCUGUUGGGACUGUUGGGAACCUUUGCAGUAGAGGAGCUGCAGAACAUCAGGUGCACACUAUUGUUACACAGGUGCUGGUCCGACCAUGGCCUCCAAACUGAGCGUGCUGCUGCUGUUGCUGGCUGUUGCCACGGUAACAGUGCUGGCCCAGAGGCGGCGUCCGACGAACACCAACGAGUGGAACUACAGGGAUGGCUCUGAGAAGGUGAACAUGCGUGGCGUGGCUAACCUGACUCAGGUUCUGGACAACUGGAGGUUCGACAUCCUGACCCAGAUGAAAGGACUCCUGCAGAACGAUCACCAGUCUCUGCUGCCGGACUACGCCAGGAUCCAGCCGCUGUCCGAGGCGUUAGACGACCUCUACAAAGAGUUCAACGCCCUCAAAGCUCACCUGGGUGACCUGACCGAGAAGUUCAGCGCCAUAGAAACGUUCAUCGACGAGGUCAAGGCCAGCCGCGCCAACAACGCCAACGCUGGCACGGCUCCAGCUGCGGGUGCAGGUGUGGGUGCGGGUGCCGUCCCAAGACAGCCCACGAGGAGGGUGAUGAGGAAGAAGGCCACGGCCUCCUCCUAACCAGCCAAUGACGAGCUUCUGCUCUCAUGUUUGCUUCUUCUCAGGCUGUCCCGUGUCACGCUAAUCCUCUUUUAUUCAUCAUCCUCAUCUUAUAAGAGAUCUAAACUUCUGAGCUCCACAUAGAGUCUCCCCUGUCAGGGCCUUUUCUCAUUGGUUAAAAUCACAACACCAAGUGACAAACUGUAGACAGGAAUUAGUGAACUGUAACUGAGAUGUUAAAUAGUCAUAAGUCAUUAACACGAGUUUGCAGAUGUGGACUAAUAAUUUCUUGAGCUCAUGCAGGAAAUUGUUGAUAAGAUACCCACUUGGUUUAGAAAUCCAAACACUGUGUGGGUCUGAACACACACCCUCUUUCACUCAUUCACUCCUCCCUUUAUAAAAGAACCUAAGUAGUUUAGAGAGAGAUGUAAAUUGAGAUUCACACCUAUGUGAGGUUAUUGUUCUGUACACAGUGGAUACAUUGAACACUGAGAAUUUGGACAUGCAAAUAGUUGGAUGACAGUAAAGGUAGUGCACUAUGUGGUAAAGACGGAGUGAUUUCACACACGGUUUGCUCAUCAAUAUUAUCUCUUUCGGUGACUCAUGGGAACUAUAUCUCACCGCCGCUUACUUUACCUGAGUAUGGCUCCAUACAAGGACGCAGUAGCACCGCUGCACAACAGCACACCAAAGAAACCAGUCUGUGAUCCUGUGUUUUAAAAGUCAGAGAAAAGACCAAUUCUAGUUAAAGUAGGUGUGUAAGGAAAAGGACGCUAGAGAAGUCAACCUGCUCUGUGUCGUAGAGCUGAGCCGUUUCUUCUGCAUGCUUGUGGUACAAAUAUAUUUGUUCGGUUUGGGUUUCAGGUUUACUGCUGCUUCAUGUAAGCUCCAAAUAAAUUCACUUUUUGCAUCCAUC
This is a messenger RNA of Seriola aureovittata, 2096 nucleotides long. RefSeq lists its product as uncharacterized. The transcript is spliced from 6 exons. Bases 713 to 1201 code for a protein of 162 amino acids. The record is from RefSeq and is a predicted model, not a curated record. Lineage: Eukaryota; Metazoa; Chordata; Actinopteri; Carangiformes; Carangidae.